Messenger RNA from Spirometra erinaceieuropaei, 4716 nucleotides. Lineage: Eukaryota; Metazoa; Platyhelminthes; Cestoda; Diphyllobothriidea; Diphyllobothriidae. The record is from the annotation of a GenBank genome assembly.
AUGAACCCAUACCUGAUUGCCUAUAUGGGCAUAAAGAAGAGUGAAAGUAUCUGGUUUAACUCCGUGAUGUUUGCAAUGCAGUCCGUCUCUAUGCCCAUUGGAGGCAUCCUUCAACCAAAAAUCGGAUUUAGGGCUGUGACCAUUAUGGGAAUUAUUCUUAGCAGGCAAGCAUUAAGAAUAAAUGUUCAUUUCAUCUGCCUUUAUCCAGUCAGACUCUAAAUAAUAUUAUGAUGUUUUUAUGUUCGUUUGAUGAUCGCAGAAAGUUGAUUGGAUUGAGUUUUCAGAUAAAAUCGUUUAGAUAUGAUUUUUAUAUAAAUUUAAUUUCAUACACGACCAAUUGAAAAGUCACUUACAGACCGAAUAUUUUUUGUUCAUGGGAGUUAUUAGGAGUUUACUGGUAUUGCUGUAUGCAGCCUGCCUAUACCGUUCACAUAACGACGAUGUACAUUUUAAAUAUUUGAGAAAAAUCGGCAGUGACUCUACUAAAUAUAGAGCAGACUAAUAAAGCAUGUUUCCUGACUAAGAGAACACAGUCGCCCACUGCUUUACGGUAGGAUUGUCUAACAACCAGUUUUUCGUACGACAUUUGUUAACGAUCUAGCUCCACUACCUGAUGACAAAAACUAGGAGGCCGAUAAUAUAUUCUCUUGAAUUUUUAGCGGCGGGAUUUUCCUUUCAAGAGUAACAGUUGACCACGGAUUGGGCCCAUUUAUUGCAACAUACUGCAUUUUGUUUGGCAUCGGCAUCGGAUUGCCAUACUCAGUACUUAUGGCGGUUGCUUCCUCGGUAAGUUAGCAAGUAUGAAAUGAAACUAGCAAAAAACUGAAUACAUUCUAACAAUUUCAUCACAAUCCUAACAAGAUCACCCCCCAGACACCUUGCCAAAUUUAUUUUCCAUAAUAGACCUGAAGUUCUAAUAUUUCAAUUAUCAUACGGGCCGUAAUCUUGUGAAUGUUUGUUAGCCACCAAGAGGACCAAAAUAAACAAUUGUUAAAUUGCCCUUUUUGCGCUUACUUGAUGGGCAAUUGACGCUGGAAUCAUACAUUACAACCCACAGAACUUCAAUAAUUGUCCAAAAAGUGUAUGAACAGGUAUUUAAAAUGCGUUAUAUAAUGUUUGAAAUUCAUGUAUUCUGGUUGGUUUUUUUCGAAACGACUUCUCUUUCCCAUAACCGGCCUGACUUUUAAAGUCUAUUUUUUAUUAAGUGGUUUCCAAAAUACCGUGCAACGAUUGUUGGACUCAUUGCUGCAGGCUUUGGAUGUGGAGCACUCCUUUUUACGCCGAUACAAACAAAGAUUAUAAACCCAAACGGUCUUACUAACCUAACAGAGUAAGUUUUUUGCAAUCGUGCGGUGAAAAGGUAAUCUGCGAAUAAGUUUAAAUUUACAAUAUCGAAAGAGCAGAAUGACAACAAUAACUAGAGCGUGUUUUUUAGCUCAAAAUGUAGCCUUACAAACCUUUGGUUUAUUAUUUAUUUCUGAUUGUCCGUUCGAUUUAAAAUUCACCGAAAACUGUUCAUUUUUUAGCCCGACAAUCAAGGCGAAGGUCCCGAACGCAUUUCUAAUUCUUGGGGGCUUAAUGUUGGGUCUUCAAGUAGUUGGGUUUAUCAUUUGCCGGGAGAGAAAAGCUGCAGACAAGACGCCGCCAAAUGCUUCUAAUGCAUCUGAAAAGAGCUCACAAAUAAACGAGAAGUCGUCUUACGUCAACCAUGAUACGUAAGUCUUUUUUUAUUGCCCCAUACAUCUUAGAAAUCGGCCGACGUAUUUACUAAAACUUGUCCACAUUUUUUUGGCAGUAUGGAAUCGUCCACGAUGGAGAUUUCUGAAAAAGACGCAGAGAGUGAGAUGAAUGUAAACGUGUACGGUUUAUUUUGAUCAAUCUAAAUUUCAAAGCAUCAAAACGUCUCAUAAAUAUCUCGGAAAAAUAUGGGCUACUAUAAUUAUGAGUUUUUGCUGAUAGCAAAUAGUAGUUAUAGUUUGUACAUAGUCUUUCUUUGAAUACUUAAAUCGUGCUUAACGUUCUCCGCUACAGUAAACCGGUCCAAAAAAGUUAUACUCUGAAGGAGGCUUUGCGGACUAUCGACUUCUAUUUAUUAUGGUUUAUCUUCUUCUGCAACGUUAUACCCACAACACUACUGUCUUCAACUUAUAAGGCAAGUUGUAUAUCUUUCUAAUACUUGUUGUAACUUAAUUCAAACUUACCUGAUUGUUUUCUUGCACAUUGAUCUGAGAUGGACAGAGGCAAUGCGUCUAAACAUAUAAUCCAAAUAAACUUCGACCAUGCCAAAAACAUGAAUAAAAUCUUUGUACACUAAAUGCUGCCUUGUGCUCUUUCAGGUCUAUGGAGCGGAGAGGAAUCUGGAUGAUCAAUAUCUCUCAAUUAUUGCGACUUUGAGUUCAGCCUUCAAUGCCCUGGGAAGAGUACUUUGGGGCAUCAUUGUGGAUAAAUUUUCCUUUAAGGUGAGUAGAUUUUUGGUGAAAACCUUGUUCAUGUUCGAAAUAAGGGGAGCAUGCAAAAUAUUAAUGUGGCAUACUAAACACCGAAACCUUUGUUGGUUUCCCAAAAAAUAAAGUUUUUUGAGCUGCAUUAUGCGAAAUCAAAGGUAUUUUUAAAUAAUAACCCGACUGUCUUUUUUCUAGUGUCCUCUUGGCUUCCUGACUGUCAUUUGGGCUCUAUUCUUUGCAACAUUCCCUGCUAUCGGGUCUUCGAGCGUAUUGAAAUACAUAUAUCCAAUAUGGGUAUUUGCCCUCUUUUUCUUGUUGGCCGGCCACUUUGUUAUCCUGCCUGGUGCCUGUGGACGCAUCUUUGGACCAGAAAACAUGGCAACCCUUUACGGUUUGAUUUUCUUCGCAACGGUAGGAGACAAUUUUAUGUUGCCCCGUUCGUUUUUAACUUUACUUGUUUUUUUUUUUAACUGGAAAGACACUGCGAUCUGAUGCCCAGCCGCCUAAAACAAUUGUUUAACGGGCAUCGGUUGACUUACUCCUCAGAAGUAUAUUUGCAUUUCAAAUUCAACCCCAAAGACAGAAAAAUAGCGGAAAAGACAACUGGCCAGUUCGCGUAAAAUACCACUAAAUGCAAACCCGGUCCUUUAAAACCCGGAAAUAUGACUUCUCUCAAAGCCAUUGAACAGUACGUUUUAAUGAGCUUAGGACCAGAAUUUGCAUAAUUUGGGCAUGCGUCUCUACAAAGUAAACAGUGUUUCUCGCCCAUUCGGGAGCGCCUUUUGCAGUUAUUUCUAGUUCGCGCCCAGAAUAACUUCUAACAGAUACGUCUACUAGCCAAAAGCUUUUCUGGCUGCCGCCCUAUGGCACUAGGUGUGUAAUUCAAAGGCAAUGGCGCGCAAAGCAGACCUAUACCAAGCACUUAUGUUAGUCUUUAAUGUGUGUUUAUUGAAACAAAAUGUUCCCGUACCUUAAGUGUAUUAAUCGCAGUACUGAACGUUAGAAAUUUCCAAUGACAAAAACUGGCACUGGGCAUAUGGAAUAACGGCUGGCUAAAAACUCGAUUUCGAUAGAGCCUUGGUUAUGCGUACUUUGGAAUAUUUAAAAUAAACUUCCGAGGUGGCUAAGACGUAAUUAACUCUAUUUUUACCUAAUGUAGCCUAUUAGUGGGCAUAUUGUAAGCGCGAUUUUGACCAUACAACCAAGUUAAGUAUGCGUUUGUCUUAUCUUUUUAUUUGUUACACACUGCAACAUACUGAGAGCUACUUAUUCGGCCUGCAAUCUAGCGACAAUGUUGAAUUUGUAAUUUCGCUUCGGACUGCGACCAGGACUACCGGUGCCUUGGUCUGCACUGGGCCUCUUUUUUUUAUGAUUUUCGUAAUAUCAACUCACCUCAGUAAUAUAACCCUUGGACCUUGUAAUCUUGGAGGGGCAAAGGAGACAUCCGCGUGAUGGACACCCUGUGUUUUCGAUUUGAAUGAGCCUGUUGGCCCGCCAAUAUACUUCAUUUUCUUUAUUUUCCUUAAAGGCUCCAAGCUCCCUCCUACUCUCAGCAAUCAUUUCGCAAUUCACAAUUGAUGGACAGUGGAUUGCCGUCUACCUGUCCGCGGCUGCACUUUGCUUAGUUAGUAAGUUUUUGUUGACGUUCAACAUACCUAAGUGUCUCUUAUGUUGUAAAUCAAGUUUCAUCGAUUGAUUGCUAUUUGCCACAUCAGAACGUUCCCCUCUGAAGAGUAGAGUGCACCGCUAUGAGGAAGCAUCAAGCGAGGUGAAAUUUAAAAUUCUUCAGACCUAGAUUAUGAACCUAGCGCUCGGACGUAAAUGUCAUCAGAGGAAAGCCCAAUAAAUAUUUUCACAAGAAAUAUGAUCUAAAUCUGGUCUACUGAUCGUCACUCGGGCCGAGCUCACGCCUCUGUUGUUCCUACUUUUCCUACUGUUUAAGGCCCAGAAGGCUCAUUUCAAAAGAAACCCUGAAAAUAGUUUUAAACAUGCUCACAAUUCGGAAGUUUUGAGGUCUAUUUACGUACUUGAAUAAGGGCGCAUCAUAAAAUGCAACUUUUAGUUCACGAAAGGUUAGUAAUUUUCGCACUUUUCGUCUUUUGCAGGCUUCACUCUCUCGAUAUUUCUUAAAGAUAAGAAUGGGACUUGUACAGCGGUUACAAAUAUAUGUACCAAUGCCUGUAACGUCUGUCGUCCAAUCGUCGAAGAUGAGGAGGAAUCAUCUGAGACCUACCCUGACUUUGAAAAGGACUCUGUCGUUCGGGUAUUGUGA